This is a messenger RNA of Lolium rigidum, 788 nucleotides long. RefSeq lists its product as uncharacterized. The record is from RefSeq and is a predicted model, not a curated record. The coding region runs from base 41 to 559 and encodes 172 amino acids. The transcript is spliced from 4 exons. NCBI's taxonomy places the organism in Eukaryota, Viridiplantae, Streptophyta, Magnoliopsida, Poales, Poaceae. Gene Ontology annotation, molecular function: calcium ion binding.
CCGGUACCCCACAUCCAUCUCUCCGGUCUCCGCCAUCGCCAUGGGUCAGGCCUGGGCGUCUCUCCAGGAGAAGCUACAAGGGCGGCACUGGAAGGAGAGGCAGGUGCGGAAGAUCACCGACAAGGUGUUCGACCGGCUCACCGAGGACACCCAGAAGCGCGAGAAGGAGGCGCUCACCUUCGAGGAGGUCUACAUCGCCGUCCUCUGCGUCUACAAUGAAAUCAACAAGUACUUGCCGGGGCCGCACUACGAUCCCCCAUCUAAGGAGAGGCUCAAGGCGCUCAUAGAUGAGUUUGACAUCAACCUGGACGGUCUGUUGGACCGCGAGGAGUUCGCUGAGUUCAUACGGAAGCUGACCGCCGAGUCACUCUGCGCGAUCAGCCUGAAGUUGAUCAUCACGCUGGUCGCUGCCCCUGCGCUGGCACUGGCGACAAAGAGGGCCACCGAGGGCGUCCCAGGCGUCGGCAAGGUGGUGCACAAGGUGCCCAACGCCAUCUACGCCGCCAUCAUCACUUUAGCUGCCGUGAUGGUCCAGAAGUCCGCUGAGGGCGUCGAGUAGGAGCCGUUGCAGCCUUGAACCGUAAGCUGUAGAUGCACCAGGCAACCAUUGGGCUGUAAAUGUUCUGAGAUUGGCCGUGUGUUGGUGAUGUCUUUGGGGUCUGUUUUGCUGUAAUGUCUUGUUGACCGGGUGGAUACAUAUAGUAUUACAGACUGUAUUAGCUGCUUGGCGUGAUAAAUUCAGUAACUGAAUAAAGCCAUGGUCCUGCUACCGCUCGCGAUGCUUUGCU